Lytechinus variegatus (green sea urchin) is the source of this 3756-nucleotide messenger RNA. It is a transcript of the gene acsf3, whose product is annotated as malonate--CoA ligase ACSF3, mitochondrial-like. Gene Ontology annotation, molecular function: medium-chain fatty acid-CoA ligase activity. Bases 114 to 1952 code for a protein of 612 amino acids. The record is from RefSeq and is a predicted model, not a curated record. Gene Ontology annotation, biological process: fatty acid metabolic process. NCBI's taxonomy places the organism in Eukaryota, Metazoa, Echinodermata, Echinoidea, Temnopleuroida, Toxopneustidae. The transcript has 6 exons.
AGUGAUGAUGAAGUGAAAGCAGUUUUAUUUACUCCGAUAUCUUUUAUCGUUUCGUAAAAUAUUAGUCUCUAGAUCUUAGAGCAAUCAGGCAUCUAGAGGCAAGAUCCCCAAUCAUGAGGAUGUAUAUAGGCAUCCUGUUACCAUGGAAACACAUCAUAUCACACGUGAGACCAGUGCUUCCAAAGAGAUACUCAUCUGGAGGGAGAUCAACCAGGACUCCUUUCAUCCAAGCAAUCAAAGAGGGGUAUGGAGAUCGAAAAGCAUUAGUUGAUACUCAUCAGACAUACACUUAUAGAGAUAUCAUAAGCUGGAGUAUGGUUCUAUCAAGGCACAUCCUCUCCAAUACAAAAAGAGAUGAAGUGCUAUCAAGGCGAGGGUCAAAGGUCAUUCUGAACGGUGAGAGAGUAGCAUUCCUGUGUCCUAACGAUGCGUCGUAUACGAUUACCCAAUGGGGUGUUUGGAUGAGUGGUGGGAUGGCUGUUCCUCUGUGCAAGUCACAUCCAGAGUCGGAGUUAGAGUACAUCAUCCAGGAUUCGCAAAGCUCUCUGGUGGUAACAACCAAGGAAUUCUCACAGAAGAUCAUACCUAUCGUUGAAAGACACAUGAUCAAUUACAUGGUAAUAGACAAUCAGGCUUUCCAUACUCCAGAACAGGGUGAUGGAGUUGAUAUGGAAACUCGGGUCGGGGUACAAGAAGAUCCAAUCCUACAAAGAGAAGAUGCUAUCGAGGACAAUCUUUCCAUCAUGACGUUCAAUCACCACACCGAGGAUCUAAUCCCAAUGAAUAGCCUAACUGAGAAGUGGAAGCAAAUACGUUGGAAGAAUCGUGGCGCCAUGUUGCUCUACACGAGUGGUACGACAGGGCGACCCAAGGGUGUCUUGAUGACCUUUGGUGCUCUUCAAGCUCAGAUUCAGAUGAUGAUAUCAGCGUGGGAUUGGACGUCCGGUGAUGUUAUUCUUCAUGUUUUACCAUUACAUCAUUUUCAUGGUGUGGUUAAUUGUUUAGCGUGUCCUCUAUGGUCGGGUGCUACGUGUGUCAUGCUUCCCAAAUUUGAUGCAGAAAAGGUUUGGCAAUUGCUCCUUGAAGACCAUACACCUAGGGUGAAUGUCUUUAUGGCGGUACCUACUGUCUAUGUCAAGCUUCUAGAUUUCUAUCAACUCAAGUACACAACGCCAAAGGUUCAAGCUUUCAUUAGAGCAACAUUGAAAGAAAAGAUGAGAUUGAUGGUGUCUGGUUCGGCUGCAUUACCUCAACCUAUUAUGGAUGAAUGGGAGAAAGUAUCGGGUCAUCGAUUACUAGAAAGAUACGGUAUGACGGAACUUGGUAUGGCUCUUACCAAUCCACUCAUCGGAGAAAGAAAACCAGGUGCAGUAGGGAAUCCCUUCCCGACCGUUGAGGUGCGAAUCGUGUCCUCCACCAACCAAGUCAUUGCCUGGGGCAACUGCUUUCACAGUGAGGUCGUGCCAGGGUUCGAAGGUCAACCGGGUGACCUACAGGUCAAAGGCCCAGCUGUUUUCAAAGAAUAUUGGAAUAGACCUGAUGCUACGAAGGAGAGUUUUACUGACGAUGGGUGGUUCAUGACUGGAGACACGGCAUGCUUGGAUGAUGGUGUGUUCAGGAUCUUGGGAAGAUCAUCGGUGGAUAUCAUCAAGUCCGGAGGCUACAAGAUCAGCGCCCUUGAUGUUGAAAGACAUCUCCUCUCCCAUCCCAUGAUUGCCGAGGUUGCUGUGGUAGGUCUCCCAGACAUUACUUGGGGUCAGAGGGUCACUGCCAUAGUAACGUUAAAGGCAGGUCAAAGGUUAAGUCUUGGAGAGCUUAGGAAUUGGGGGAAGGAUAAGCUGCCAUCAUAUCAGAUUCCUACAGAGUUGAAGAUCGUAGAAGAAAUACAGAGGAAUGCAAUGGGGAAGGUUAAUAAGAAGCAGUUAGUAUCUCAAUUAUUUGGGAUUGAAUGAAAAGAAAUUCAGUGGGGUAAAUCUCUGGUAUAUUCCUCAAGGAGUGGUGAUUGGGCUUGCCAGAAUCUGUUGACUUGGGUAACCAUAGGUUUGUAAACUACUUAAUUACUCCAUUACAUUGUGAUAUAAGCAUUACAUGAUAUUCAAACAGAUUUUUGUAUGUCAGAACAUCACGCUUUGCGAUUUACUUAUUAAAAAAUGGUGCUCGCCAAGUUUAUUGGACUCGUUUAACAUUCAUUAAGUGAACGAUGAAUGUGAAAAAAAAUCAUUGAACAGUUGUAGAGAAUAUCACUUAUGAGCAUAACAGGCACGACGUGCAAUGACCAUAACUUUUUUUUAAAUCUUCUAAUUAAGAGAAUCCCUGGAAUGUAUAUUUGGUACUAAUGAAGCCUUAGAUCAUAAAGCAAAUAUUUCAUAUCAGUUUUGAAUUCAACUCUUUAGUAAGAGAUCACAGUUGUGUAAAAAACAUGACACCUUAAACAUGACAUGCCAGUUUUGUCCAUUUUCUUUACGGUCUUUAUACUUACACUUAAAAGCAUUCAAUAACAAAUGUAAAGCUUAUGUCAUUAAUUUUAAAUCCUACCUGUACCAUAAACAUCUAUGAAAUCAAUUCUGAAGAUAAAUGUAGAAUAAAUCUAUUCAAACAUUGUAACCCCCUCCAAAAAAAGUAGAAAAUUGCAAGAAGACAUUUGCAUUUUUGGAAGAAAGGUAUGCCUAAAUGACUUUAAAAAUAUUUAGAUACCACUCAAAUUAAAUAGCUUGAUGAGUUUGAUUAAUUGAUACUAAAUUUGUCACUUUAGCAUCACACAUAUUGUUUGAGUUAUUAGUGACUAUUACAGAUGUUUGAAUUAGAGGAAUGGUAAAUUAAAAAAAAAUUUUUUGGGGGGGAGGGGGUCUUCCAUACAAGCUCUUUAAAAUAGAGUCUUUGACUCUGUAAUAUGAAGUGUGGUUUGGAUUAGUGUUAUCGUCCUUAUAUUUCUAUUUUUGUAUCAAGAAAACUUUGCAGCUGCAUGUAUAAAAGCAUUUUCUAAACAAAUGUGUGUGUGUUGGUAUGGUUUGAUUUCAAAUCAAAAGUAUUACCAGUAAUAAAAAAAUAUUCAAGUAAUUCUGUCUGUUUUGUUGAAUUGCCAGGAAGAUAGUAGUCAAUAGAUAUUGGAGUUGACUCUUUUAGUAUCUCCUUGGUUGAACUUGAGGAUUGUAUGGAAUUUCAUCAUUUAUACAAACUCGUGCUUCAUUUUCAACAUGUUAAACAUGGAUUUAACACGUUAUGACAUGAUAGCGAGCUCUGUGCUCCAUUAUAGUCUCAAAGAAUUGAAAGUCUUGUCAGGGCCAAUCAAAUUUGCAGUUUCAUGCACAUGGCAUUCACCAUGCCCACUAUUAGCCAAUCAGAAUCAUUGUUGCAAGGGUGGAAGUGAUCACAAAUUGAGCUGAAAAAGCUUAAGUUGAGAGAGCUCGGACUCCCAUAUAUUUUUUGUAAAGAGGAAAGCUAAAAUUAGCUUCAAUUAAGCUGAAAAUCAAAAGCAAAUAUAGCUGAAAUAGCUUAAAAGCUGAAAUCUCUUAACCCUGGUAUUGGAGGAAACUUACAAAUGAUUGCAAACUUUAGGGCCAACAAAUUCAUUUCUUGAAAUGAAGUAUGUCAAAACAAAUUUAAUUCAAUAAUUACUUGUUAUAAGCUUUGUCGAUUUUUGUAAUUCUUGAGUAGUCUUCCAAGAUGUACUUUGAUGUUAAUAUGUGCAAUUAUGAGAUCAUGAUGUGAAAACAGGAUAUUAUUAUUAUGUAUUAAAUACAUGUCAUUAAUUAGAAA